Chrysoperla carnea is the source of this 1701-nucleotide messenger RNA. Its product is annotated as zinc finger protein 501-like. Gene Ontology annotation, cellular component: nucleus. The record is from RefSeq and is a predicted model, not a curated record. The transcript is spliced from 4 exons. Bases 1 to 1551 code for a protein of 516 amino acids. Lineage: Eukaryota; Metazoa; Arthropoda; Insecta; Neuroptera; Chrysopidae. Gene Ontology annotation, molecular function: RNA polymerase II transcription regulatory region sequence-specific DNA binding; DNA-binding transcription factor activity, RNA polymerase II-specific. Gene Ontology annotation, biological process: regulation of transcription by RNA polymerase II.
AUGUCUUUUACAAGUACAAUAAAUGAAAAUAAUGAAUUACCGUCACAAAUUUGUAAUGAUUGUAUUUUUAAAACUUACCAAACAAUUAAUUUUAAAAAACAGUGUGAACGAUCCGAACAAUAUUUAUUAGAAUUAUUAAAUGAACAGACCAACGAUGAUAAAAAAUGGUUUAAAAAUACAACAACAGACAAAGAUAACACUAUUGAAAAUAUAUCAAUAAAAAAUGAAAAAGAAAAUAAACUUGAUAUCAAAGAUGAGCCACAUCAACUUAAGGAUAAUGACGAUGACGAUGUGAUAAGUGAUAAUGAUAAUAUAUUUAGUGAUGCUGAUGAUAAUAACAGUAGUUCGGAAAAUGAUGAUUUAGAUGAUGAUGAUGAUUUUAAACAAGAAAUAACCACAGAUGCUGAUGGUAAAAUAAUUCAAACUGAAUCGAACAGUGCUAGUAGAACAAGGAAGUCACGUAUUGAAUGGUUAAUGACUUUAGGAUCCGAUAAAUGUGAUAUCAAUAAAUUAUUAUGUAACAUAUGUUUAAAAAAAUUAGGCACGAAAAGUUCAUUAGCUAGACACAUGGAAACGCAUGAUACAAAUCGGAAAAUAUAUGCAACUUGUAAUGUUUGUAAUAAAGGAUUUCAUGAAAAAGGGAAUUAUGUGAGGCACAUGAUUAAACAUGAAAAAGAACCUAAACAUAAAUGUGAACAUUGCUCGAAAAAGUUUUAUGAAUUAAGUUUAUUAGGUAAACAUUUACAAAAGAAUCAUGCAGUUAAUCCAAUUGAAUGUGAUGAAUGCAAUAAAAAGUUUUAUUUACAAGAGCAAUAUGAUUUUCAUAUGAAGAUCCAUAAACAAGAUUAUGAACAUAUUUGUAAAUAUUGUAAUAAAGGUUAUUUCUUGUUACAUCGUUUACAAGAACAUCUGUUAACGCAUGAACGUACAUAUUUAUGUACGAUAUGUAAUAAAACGUAUAAGAAUCAUACGUCAUUAAAUAAACAUAACUUUAGAUAUCAUAAAACUGUACAGGAGCCACAAGUAUGUCAGAUAUGUGGCAAAAGUGUUCUACAAAUUAAGGCUCACAUGUUAAUACAUAACGGUGCACGGAUGUUUGAAUGUGUCGAAUGUGAAAAAUCAUUCUUCUAUCGGAGCGAUUUGGUAGCACAUUGUAAACGUAAACAUCGUAAAUCAGAUGAACCACCACCGUUACUACCAUAUUUAUGUAAUAUUUGUGGUAAACGUAAGUUAUCGAAUGCAGCAUUAAAACAACAUAUCAUUCAUGCACACACAACAGAGAAAACGUUAAAAUGUACGUUGUGUGAUAAAUAUUUUAAAACGGAUAAUGCGUUAAAAGGUCAUAUUCGAUAUAUACAUAAAGAUGUUAGAAAUUAUAAAUGUACGAUUUGUACGAAAUCAUUUUAUACGAAUGCUAUAUUACGGAAUCAUAUGCGAACGCAUACGGGCGAACGACCGUUUCAAUGUCAUAUAUGUGCUAGAGCAUUUGGUAAAAAUAGUACGUUAAAGACACACAUGAAAAUACAUAGAGCUGCUGAUUUAGACAAUUAAUUCAUUUAAUGAGUCAGGCUUUGGUGUUUUGUAUUAGAAUAUCCUGUGUUUUGACAUAAGAAAGUAAGAACAUCGUGAAACAGACGUUUAUUGAUCGCCUAGAAUUUAGGGAUGGCGUGAAAUUCGUGGGAUAUUUAUCCAAAAUUUUAG